AUGACACUCAUUCGAGGAACAAUAGGAAAGUUAGACAAUCUCUUAAAAUAUGCCGCUCAUGUCAGUAAUCAAGAAGUCAAAGAUCGCGAUCCUAAAAGGAGAAGGAUAGAUCUUGAAAAAGAUAUACAACUCGUUUUUCCUAUUGAACUCUUAGGAAUAGACAAACUACCCUAUGACCAACACAGAUCGCUACUCCAGUUAUUAAUCGAACAUCAAUCUCAUGCGAUCAAGUUAGAUUGGGAUUAUAUUGACAUGUCAGAAAGUAUUUUUGUUCGUAUGACAGCAACCUCACCUGAUAAUCUGAUAUUAUGGGAAAACGAGUGCGUUCUAAUGCAACAAGAUAUGAAUGCAUGUUAUAAGAGGAUCCAGGAUGAACGGCAAUUGUUUACAGCCGUUGCCUUGGCUGCUAAAUCCAAGUUACUGGUUGUCAAUGAAAUCAAGCUACUUGAUAGUUCUGGUUUAUGCAUGACUGUCAGCAUCAAAAUAGACUCAAAGAGCAGAGGUAACAUUUUGGUAAAAUCGAUUUGUGAUUUUAUGCAGAAAGAACAAGAAGAACCAGAAUCUCCUCAAGAUAGUUCCUUGGAAGCAUUCUUUGAUACUUUACGUCCACCUGUUUCUGAUCACCACCUUGACAACUAUACCUCUGAGCAAGUCAUCUCUCAUUUGGCACCUUUUCAAACACAGAAUGUGCAGUGGAUGCUCAAAAGAGAAGGCCACUGUGCAGACGCUUUAGGCAACGUAUGUCCAUUAUCAACCUUAUACGAACAGCCUCCGCUCUUACACAAGUACAUCAAUGGAUCUUUAGUAAACCAAGUGACUGGAGAAGAAGUAAAUGAUGCUGAACGCAUCAAAGAAUUACAGAUACAGUCAUACAGAGGAGGAGUCUUGGCAGAUGAAAUGGGUCUAGGAAAAACUGUUUGUGUCAUCUCUCUAUUAUCGAAGCAUAGACACAGCAAAGACAAUCCUUUUCAUCCACAAGAAGCCAUGUUUUCUGAUUUGACCAUUUCUUCUGCCACAUUGAUUAUUGCACCUGGUCCUAUUAUAGGGCAAUGGAGCACUGAAAUUAAGAAGCACGCUCCUGGUUUACGUGUCUAUAUUUAUAGUGGAAGAGCAAAUAAUGAUACUAUUGCAGCGAGCGAGCUUGCAGCAUAUGAUGUAGUGUUAACACACUAUGAGACAUUUAGAACCGAAAUAAAUCACUCAAAGCCACCUCCAGAACGACCACGACGACAAGCUGUCAAGUACAGAUUUCAAUUGAGCCCUCUAGUGUCUAUACUUUGGUUUCGUUGUGUGCUGGAUGAGGCACAAAUGAUUGAAGCAAACUUCACUAGAGUAUCCAAGAUGGCCAAACGCAUUCCUCGUUGGUACUCUUGGGCUGUAUCUGGUACUCCAAUGAAGAAGGAAUACACCGACCUAUAUGGCAUCUAUGAAUUUUUACAAAUCGAAAGGACAUUUACUCCUCAGCUCUUUGCAAAGUGUGUCAAUGACAAGAGAAUGCGGCCUGUAUUUCUUGAUUUUGCAAAGACUACAAUAAGAAGAAAUACAAAAUGGUAUUUAGAAAACCAGAUUCGUAUCCCCAAGCAGCAUCGCCAUGUCGUCCGUGUGCCAUUUUCUACAAUUGAACAGCAUUAUUACGAUGAUCUUUGGAGAAAGUGUCGGGACGAUUUACAUUUAGAGUGGUUAGAUAGUAUCAAUUGGACUCUACCAUCGAACGCAUCACCUGAAAUUACCACGAUGUUUAAUUCGACAAAGCUUCGGAUGAGAGCAUGGCUUCUUGCUCUUAGACAGAAUUGUAUUCAUCCUUCAGUAAUCACAAAUGAUUCUAUGCGUAUAGAAAAGAGGCCUACUGGAAGUAAUAAUCAAACAGACGUGCAAUCACUAUGGGAAGUUUUGGAAUAUAUGAGAAAAUCCGCAGAAGAGACACUGGAUAAUCAUCAGCACGCGUAUUAUAAGCUUAAAUUAAAGUCUGCAGGCAUGCAUGAAGUCCUCAAAGAUUGGAAGGCUGCCUUGGAUGGUUAUCUGGCUUCUAUCCCCAAAGUAGUCGAACUUGAACAAUAUCAUUUCAAUAGAGUUCAGAAGCAUAUGGACAAGAACAAGCAUUUAUCUAAUGCAGAAGAAGAAGAAUCUAACAGAAAGUUGAGCGCUUUGAAGACGAACCAUAACAGAUGGCUGAUCUUGCUACACCAGUUCUAUUUCUACACCGCUGGUGUUUAUCAUAUACUGGGACAAGAAGAUAUGGAGACAUUAUACUAUAACAAAGCAGGCGAUAUACGUCGAGUUAUACUUGAAAAGGUGGCUGAUAAGGUCGAUACGACUAUGAAGGAUAUGCAAAAAGCGUCCCAAAGAUUUGUAUCUGAUGAAGGCGCGUUCCACGUAGGCGGACGUAAUUUUGAUAUAGAUCUAUCUAUCCUGCAAGAAGUAGAGGAUGAAGACGAUGAGGAAAUAGAGGAAGAUGCAGAGAACAAAGAAUUAAGAGCACAGUACGAUGCCAACGCAUUUGAAAAUGUGAAAAACAUUGGCAUCGUUUUGGACAAGCAAUUGGAAAAGAUAUUCUAUCUAAGAGGCAAGCUUUUGCCCUUUUUAACUCAAAAAUUAGUUGAUCAAGGAGAUUCCACAGAGGCAAACGCUACAGGUGAAGAAUAUAGUAAUUCUUUAUACGAGCAAGAGAUGUGUCAAGUAUAUUUGAAUGCCUAUCAAGCAUUACUCCAAGACCGAAAGUUUAUUAUUAAAGGAACUGUUCCUUCAAUAUCCGAGUUGAUUACGGGAGACGUUGAGAAUGGUGAAUAUAUGAGUGAAGAAGCAAGACGUAUUCAAUCUGUCGAAAGUAGCUUCAGGAAGCAUUUGAAACACAAUGGAUCUUUUCGGAUUGAAUGUAUCAAGGACACAGAACAAUAUCUACGAAAACUGCGAAGUGACAUUGAAAAUGUACCAGAGACUGAAGUUGCACGCGCAGUCAUAAGCGAACAAUGUGAAUGGAUGAGGACAGUUGUCCAUACACAAACUAAGCUGAUUGAUUACUUGGAUGAUGAUGUUCGAAAGAUAUCAUCCUUACUCAACGCGCGUAUAGCAUAUUACAAACACCUUCAGCAGAUUUCUGAUACUUUGCUUGAAUGGGAGAGUCCAAAUCCUAAAAAAGAAAUCGUGACUCUCAAGAAGAAUGAAGAACAGAUGGAAGAACUAAUAGCGCAAGCUAAAUCAAGAAAUCAGUACUUUCAAGUACUUACAGAAGAGCAAAAUUUAAUGCAUAGUUCUGGACGAAAGGUUCAAAAGGACUGCUUGAUCUGUCAAGAGCCUAUAGAAAAAGGCAUGAUUACUUAUUGCGGCCACACAUCAUGCUUUCAAUGUGGAUACAUGUGGAUCAAGGCCAACAAACGAUGCCAUACAUGUAAUAGCAAAGUUCUUUCUAACCAGUGGUAUACAAUCUCGUACAAGCAGGCCGAGAUCCUUAAUCAUGACAGCUCGCAUGACAAUACAAACCACAGCGAAUCUGUUCGCCACGGCGAGAUAACUAAAAGUGAUUCCAAAGCUCUGUCUGCGGUACUAGAACGAAUAAACGAACAAGAGAUUAUUGGAGAAUAUGGCGCAAAGCUAGAUUGUAUCAUUCGACAUAUACGAUAUAUCAAGUUGACAACCAACGGAAAAUGCAUUGUUUUUUCACAGUUUCCCAAAGUGAUUGAAAUGCUCAAGCAUGGCUUAGAAAGGAACCAGAUCAAGUGUAUGACCUUGACCACAGGAAAGAAAAGGGCCGAUGUGUCCCGAUUUCAAGAAGAUCCUGAGAUCACUGUGAUUUUAUUGCACUCGAGAAGUCAUUCAAGUGGACUUACCUUAGUUUCUGCACAUACAGUUUUUAUAGUUGAGCCGGUCCUCAGCCAAUCUUUAGAAAGACAAGCUAUUAAUCGCGUACAUCGUAUUGGGCAGACUCAUGAGACAACUGUUUUUCAUUAUAUCAUACAGGAUACUAUUGAAGAGCGCAUUCAUUCAAUAUACAGUAAAAGACAGGCUAAAAACGACAAGAUUGUUUCUGGUAAAGAAGAUUUAGAACUAUCCAAACCUUCUGAAGGUGGAGGAGAAUUUGUUCAUGACGAAGAUCUUAGACGAUGCUUCACAGAAAAUGUAGCAUAUGCGCUCGAAAAUUAG
This is a messenger RNA of Rhizopus microsporus ATCC 52813, 4137 nucleotides long. RefSeq lists its product as uncharacterized. The record is from RefSeq and is a predicted model, not a curated record. NCBI's taxonomy places the organism in Eukaryota, Fungi, Mucoromycota, Mucoromycetes, Mucorales, Rhizopodaceae. Gene Ontology annotation, biological process: DNA damage response; protein polyubiquitination. The coding region runs from base 1 to 4137 and encodes 1378 amino acids. The transcript is spliced from 17 exons. Gene Ontology annotation, molecular function: ubiquitin protein ligase activity; ATP binding; ATP-dependent chromatin remodeler activity. Gene Ontology annotation, cellular component: nucleus.